Molecule: messenger RNA, 1746 nt
Organism: Ramularia collo-cygni
Lineage: Eukaryota; Fungi; Ascomycota; Dothideomycetes; Mycosphaerellales; Mycosphaerellaceae
Product: probable coatomer subunit delta
Exons: 2
Coding region: 1-1746 (581 amino acids)
Biological process (GO): retrograde vesicle-mediated transport, Golgi to endoplasmic reticulum; endoplasmic reticulum to Golgi vesicle-mediated transport; Golgi localization
Cellular component (GO): cytosol; COPI vesicle coat
Source: RefSeq, a predicted model, not a curated record
AUGUCUUGGCGGGAGAUCUCGCUGGACGGGACGGGAUGUUUGGUCGUGGAGACACCACCUGUCGACAGAUGUGAGGCAGUCAGUGAAAGCCAGCACACCCUUCCACAGCAGCACAUCUCCCACCUUCGCAACCACGUUGAAGCCUUCGCUCAAUUCGCCCACCUGCCCAGCAUGGUUGUCCUCACGGCCGCUAUUACCACGCGCUCGGGGAAGCCCAUCCUCGCUCGUCAGUUCCGCCAGAUGCAGCGAUCGCGAGUAGAGGCAUUGCUGGCUUCCUUCCCCAAACUGGCCGACACGGCCUCGCAGCACACCACCGUCGAGCAGGACAAUGUGCGCUUCGUGUACCAGCCAUUGGACGAGCUUUACAUGGUCCUAAUCACCAACCGCCAAUCGAACAUUCUACAAGACAUCUCCACCCUCCACCUAUUCGCCCAGGUCGUGGGCUCAAUAUGCAAGAGCAUGGAUGAGCGUGAGAUUACUCGUAAUGCUUACGAGCUCCUCUCCGCUUUCGACGAGGUCGUAACCCAGGGAUAUCGGGAAAACCUCACGCUGAGCCAAAUCAAGACUUUCUUGGACAUGGAGUCGCAUGAAGAGCGCAUUCAGGAGAUUAUUUCACGCAACAAGGAGCUUGAAGCGUCUGAGGAGCGGAAACGCAAGGCGAAGCAGCUCGAAAUGCAGCGCAAGGAGAUCUCUCGUGCGGCGCGAACGGGCAGUGGUGGAAUGGGUGGCAUGUCAAGACAGCCCACAUAUCCGAUGUAUACAGCACCGACCCCUGCUGCGCCUAGUAUGACGGAAUCAUACGACUCCUACAACGCUGCGAAGAACCCAUCAUUCAACAAGCCGCUGGCAUCAAGAGGGAAGGGUAUGCAGUUGGGGAAGAAAAAGGCUGGCAACAGCAUGUUCGACCAGGUGCGCAACGAGCUGGGACCAGAGGCUGAAGCGAGUGCUCCAUUGGCUGGUGUACCUGCGCAGGCUGUGGCUCCCGUCCAGCCCUCCAUCCCAGCGACAAGGGGUAGUCUGGACAGGGAAGGCAUUCAUGUUACAGUGGCAGAGUCCAUCUCUGCUCGUCUGUCUCGCGAAGGUGCUGUUGAAGCCUUCGAAGUCAAGGGUGAUCUUCAGCUACGCAUCACGGACGCUAGUCUAACACAAGUCAAGCUCGAUCUUGCAGUUGGCGACAUCAAGGGCGCCCAGCUGAACGCACACCCCAAAGUUGACAAGGCGCAAUUCAAGAACAACAACACGAUCCAACUCACGGAUACCACGAAGGGCUUCCCAGCCAACAACAGCAUCCAGGUCAUGCGAUGGCGGCUUACAGCCAAGCCAGACGAUGUGCAAGAUCCGCCCAUCAAAUUUACUGUGUGGACCUCGGAGGUCUYGACCAACACGUACAGCAUCACAGUCGAGUAUGAGCUCACGGGAUCCGAUCCUCUGAAGGAUGUAACAGUCGUAAUGCCGUAUGAAACAUCGGAACCCACAGUCUCCAGCUUCGACGCAGUCUAUGAAGUCAGCGGAGACAGCCUUGACUGGACGAUUGGCGAUGUCGACGAUAGCAAUCCCAGCGGCAGCUUCGAAUUUGAAGCACAAGCAUCAUCUGAAAGCGAGUUCUUUCCCAUGCAGGUUCGAUUCACAAAGAGCCGGCCUUGGGUAGACAUCGAUGUAGGCAGUGUGAGCCUCUUGAACAUGAACCAGGACGUCGGUUUCAGUAAGGAUAUUCGAUCAGUGGCAGAGAAUUACAUGAUUGUGUAG